Messenger RNA from Brassicogethes aeneus, 864 nucleotides. NCBI's taxonomy places the organism in Eukaryota, Metazoa, Arthropoda, Insecta, Coleoptera, Nitidulidae. The record is from the annotation of a GenBank genome assembly.
AUGCUGGUUAUCUCAGAAACAUGGGUAUCGAAAGAAGAACAAGAUUUUUAUGGUUUACCAGGUUUCAAGGCUAUCUUUGCCAGUCGCAUAAAAAGAGGAGGUGGAGUCUACAUACUUAUAAGAAACAGCAUAAAGUACAACACAGUCAAGUAUGCAUCUCAGCCUAGCGAAAACAGGGAAGAGAACGAUGACAAUUUUGCAAAUCCUACACAAAUUGAAGAAAAUAGUGGCGCAACCAGUAACUCGGACUUAGUGUCAGAUUUCAAAAAAGAAAAGGAAAAGUUUAUGAAACCACCAACACCGAAGCAUGAUCCAACUUUAAUGUAUACGCAACAUUUGGCUAAUAAACUGAGGCAGUUUUCAGGAAGAACAAAAGCUAUGAUUGAACACACUAUUGACCAAAUUAUUUUUGAGGCAGAGAUGGGACAAUAUGAUAACCCUCUCUUCAGAACACAAGUACCAACUCCUGCUUUUUCUCCAAAUGCAGCGCAAGGGUCUCCUUGGUCAGCUCACAGUAACAGUUCGUCGAAUGAUAACCCUCACUUCAGAACACAAGUACAACUCCUGCUUCUUCUACAAAUGCAGCGCAAGGGCCUCCUUGGUCAGCUCACAGUAGCAGUUCGUCGAAUGAUAACCCUCACUUCAGAACACAAGUACCAGCUCCUGCUUUUUCUCCAAAUGCAACGCAAGGGUCUCCUUGGUCAGCUCACAGCAACAGUUCGUCGAAUGAUAACCCUCACUUCAGAAGUACCAAAUCCUGCUUUUUCUUCAAAUGCAGCGCAAGGGUCUCCUUGGUCCAACCAGAAGAACAAGCACAGGUGGAAGACAACCUACUUACUGUGCUGCAGCCUUUUAUUACAUUGA